AUGUUACGUAGGGCGGAUGUGUUAUGUAGGUCGUACAAUAGCUGCCAGGGCCCCUGGUAACGUAUAUACCGUAGAAUACUUUUUAUUCGUUGGUGGCAAAGUGUGGAUGUAAUAACGCGUGUGAUAAGAAGAGUAUCAACAUUGUUAUUUUGUCAUUGUUUUUCCAUUAUAUAGCAGUAUUUGAGCCAGCGCAGUUGAUGUAUUGACGUGCUUCUACACACACGUCGUCACCGCAGUUAGUAGCUCUACUGAUGACACUGGCUACACAGUGUACGCAGCCGCGAUGCCUGGGAUGUAUCUGGUGCUAGUUUUUGGAUAUUUUAUUCGUGUUCAGUGCCUGGAUAAUGAAUCCGAAUACAGGAGGGAUAUUCUUGAGGCACAGUGCACAUCCAGAUGUCUUGAACUGUAUGGGGAUACGAAUCCAUAUCCUACAAGUAAACUGUACAACGUUUAUACAGCGAAAGAUUGCUGGAAUUCCAACUGUAAACAAUGUACAAACUCUUGUGAGGACAGUGCUAAAAGCCAAAAGAACAGAACAUGUGACGAUGUUUGUGAAUCUGCGAUUGUUCCGAAUGUUUGUCACCUCGCUUGUGAUUUUUUCACAGUACAAAGGACAAAUGCUGAUAACGGAAUUGUCAUGGACGACACAUCUCGGAUAACAACCUUUGACCCGGCAAUUGUCUGCAUGUACACAGAGGACAGUAGGAAAGCAGGCAAUCCUCACGUGGCAACUGUGUAUCUGAGGUGGGACAUGUACAAAACCGACUUAAGUGAAAUGCCACAAAUGCAGUUCAUCAUAUCCCUGCAGCGCUAUUCUAACACCUCUAAUGAAUCCCCAUGGGCUUCAAUAGGAAAGACGAGCUCAUCAUUUCUGCCAAUACGAAAUUUGACGUUGAAUACAACUUACCGCUUCAAAGUGACAGCUGUAUCAGAGAAAGGGUUGGUAGAUGAUGCCAAGAUGACGGAGUUUGUUACAACACUCGCUGACAACCAUAUCCCGAUUCCUCCGGAAAAUGUAGAAAUUGAAAUGCAGACAUACUACAAACAGGCGGUCAGUGCGAAGAUCAGCUGGAGUGCUGCUAAAGAUAAAUCCUGCUUCUACAAAAUAUAUUGGCUGCCGUCAUGCAAGCAAAGUAAGAUAGCAGACUUCGUUGAAGAGGAGAUAAAGACUCCUCCUGCCUUCGUAUAUUGGAUGAAUCGACUCCAGUUUGACUGCAACUACACUGUAAGCAUAUACAGUUUUCCCACGCCAUUGUUUACCGGCGGCAGUAAGGUCACCAAGAUGUCCUUUCAAACAUUACAGUGCCUGAACGCUACCAACUUCAAUUACACAGUCUGUAAACCAGAAGAGCCACAAAACAUCUCAGCGAUUGAAAAGAUCCCGUAUAUGACUGAGGGCGUGCAAAGAGGAAACACAACGUUUACGUGGGAACCCCCGCCUCAUGCCGGGCCGAACAACAAACUGACGGGCUACAUUCUGGAGUGGUCGAAAGAAAUUCCGUUACAUAUGGGACCACUUGUGGACCCGGAUAAGGGGAGCAUAGCAUUACCUCCGAAUCUGUCCAAUUGUGUGAUUCCGGAAAUGCAUUGGAGCAGUAAAUAUCGGAUCCAGAUCCGUGCCACUUCUAUCGGGGGAACUAGUGACCCCUUCACUAUAUUUGUGGACCUCGGUGCCGUUCACUACAGUGACGAAUUGAAUAACGCAACAUCGACAACGAUUCUGGAUACGUCUGAAAAUAAAGUAUUUAUUGGCUCUACAGUCGCUGUGUUGAUACUGAUCCUAACAGCUGCCAUACUCAUUUUCCGUUAUCUCCAUCGAAAGAAACGUCCAUUACGUGUUAAACGGAUCAGCAGAACGGAGGAAACCAAUCCACUUUAUGACAACUCCUAUGCAAGUAAUGGGGUUGAUGUUCCUAUCAUUCUGGAUGAAUAUGAAGUCGACUUUUCGAUGCUGCUGCUUUUAAACUCUUUGGGAGAAGGUGCUUUUGGAAAGGUUGUCAAGGCAGAGCUAGUGAUUCCUAGGAAAGACGGAAAGGAUGCACAGAAAGUCAUCGUGGCAGUGAAGAUGUUGAAAGAUCAUCCAGACGUUGUUGAAAAGCGGAGUCUUUUGAAGGAGAUUGAAGCCAUGAAACAGUUAGGACAUCAUCAGAAUAUCGUUAGCAUUAUUGGAUGCUGUACAAAGAAUAAUGAACAGAUCUGUCUUAUAAUGGAUUACUGUCCACUUGGCGAUUUGAGACAGUACCUACAUCAGUUAAGACCACGGACACAGUACCAGGCUUCGUCAGGGCAAAGGCAUGAAGACAGCGGUAUGUUCUCCAAUAUGACUGAGGAUACAAAUGAACCUGACACGCCGCCGAUCACACAAGCUCGGUUAUUGUCCUACGCUCGACAGAUUGCUAUGGGGAUGGAAUACCUGGCUGAGAAGAAAUAUGUCCAUCGAGAUCUAGCUGCUAGAAAUAUCUUAAUGUUUGAUUUUGAUCGUCUAAAGCUGUCAGAUUUCGGCCUCACACGUGAUGUAUACGAGACAAAUAUGUAUCAGCCGACAUCAGCCAGAAAACUUCCUUAUAAGUGGAUGGCCUUAGAAGCAAUAUAUGACCAGAUCUUUACAACGAAAUCCGACGUGUGGUCGUUUGGAAUUGUUCUUUGGGAAAUUGUGACUUUGGGAGGUAGCCCAUACCCUGGAAUUCCGAAUGAGGACUUGUUUCGGCUGUUAAAGGACGGAUAUAGAAUGGAAAAUCCAGGAAAUUGCAGUACUGACAUAUAUCAAAUAAUGUUGUCGUGUUGGCACCCGAGACCCCACAGUCGACCUUCCUUUGUCGACCUACGACAAAAACUAGAGGCAAUGCUGGAGGCUACAAAGGCCUAUAUCAAUUUGUCUGUCUCUGUGUCAGAUGACUACUACCGCUCAUCAGAUUCGUUCAGUAGUAAAGAAGGUGAAAAUCAAACUUGUUGCUUAAUGGAUCAAAAUUCCGAUGUUUCUUACCUUGAAGCAGAGAAAUAUGACAAGUCUUCAAUAUACAACCGGAACCUGAGUGACACUGAUAUGUCUUCUCUAAUGAACGGGGGCUACCACAGUGUCUUUGUAAAUGAACGGAAUGACGGUAUACAACAUGACUUGUGUAAUUCCAUGUGUCGAUUCUGCAAUAUUCCUAGAAGUCCACUUGCUGAUUCGAAACUUUUACCUGACAGGUCGUCCAAUUUGUAUGAAGAACCUAUCACAUUGAUGGCCUCACUCCGUGCCUCAGGAUCACAUCGGGAGCUGAGAAAUGACAGUUAGAUUGGGUUGAUAUCCAGCUAUAUUCCAAUCUGUGAUACGUUCAGUUGAAUCAUUUCUGUAUUCUGUUAUAGUUUAAGCCAAAUAAGAAUGUAAUUAACGACCGAAAAAUAAGGUCGACCACAUGACACAAAGGAUAAUUUAGCUGUUUUAAAUUUGAUUCUUACUAUUGUUGUUGUUGUUGUUGUUGUUGUUGAUGAAUAAUUAGUUUGUUAAGUUUCAUUUCAAACGUAAUAAUGAUUUUUUUUUACUGUUUUAUUUAAUAGUCGUUGACAAUAAGAGAAUAUGCUGAUUGUACAUGGGAUUUUCGAAGAUUCUUUGGUUGUUGUCCAAUAUGAAAUUAUUAAUAUAUAGACGUUAUCUUAGUGCCAGAUUAUACCAUGAUGCUCUGAAUGAGUGGGUACGCCUAAAAUAACAUGGUUUAUCACCACCAGCAUACCUGAUUUGUACCAGAAUAUUCUCAUUUUAUUUAUGUUUUAAAUGUCGUCUUCGAAAAUCACUUCCUUGUCCCCUUGGUAUCAGCAAAAAUAUACCAUGCUUUAAUUAUAUAAUAAAAUAUUAUCAAUAGCAUGUCUUCGUUACUAAGAACCGUACCUGAUGUGUAAUAUCGAUUAACGUUUUUGUGGAUGAUAGAAAUACUAUUUAUUGGUUCUUUGAUAUUGAUAAUUCGUCCCAUUAAAUCUUAAGAUUAUAGGCGUGACCAUCCGCCUCAUUAAGAUUUCAGAAGUGAUCGUUCGAUACAUUAAGAUAAUAGGAUUAUAUGUGUUAUCAAUCGCAGCAUUAAGACUUAUGGGAUUAGGUGAUCAUUCGUCAUAUUACGCUUAUACGUUGUAGGAAUAUAGAAUAGGUAAUUAGCCACACAUUAACACUAUAGGAUUGAGCAUUUUCAGCGUAACGAACAUAGGCGUGAGCAAUUUGAUUGACCAUCGCUUCAUUAGAAUUUCGCAGUGAUAUUUCACAACAUUAAGCUUAUAGGAUUAUAGAAUUAUACUAGUGAUCAUUCUCAGCAUUAAGAUUAUAAGUGAUAAUAAGAGAUAAUAGCAGUGAUCAUUCCACGCAUUAACAUAAAAGCAGUGAUCAUUCGCAGCAUUAAGAUAAUAUGAUCACAGAAUUGAUAAUUCGCCACAUUAGGUUAUAGAAUUUUAUUAUUAGGUGAUCAUUCACGGCAUUAAGAUUAUAGUUGACAUUAUAAGCAUGCUUGCAGAGAUAAAAGUAAUUUAUUUGUAUCAUCAUCCGUUUCAACAAUAAUUGUGAGUGUAUUAUUCUUAACUUUUACACCUUAUUUACAUAGGCUAGACUUGCCAACGUUCCCCUUUGAUUCAAGUCGAUAUCAUUGUGAUAGAAACAGGUCGCAAAACUCGUGUCUUUUGUAACCUAGAAAAAUCACUAACUCGAGUGAAAUCAAUUUCAUAUCAAACAAUCACUCGUUGUUUAACCUCUAUUUUUAUUAUGCUUAAAUGACGUCUUUUGUGUCCUGUUAAAUCUAUUGAACCAUAUAGUGUUUAGUCUUUUUCAACAUAAUACUAAAGUAUUUUGCCUUUUAAUGGAUUAAAAUAUGAAGACUCGUAAAAAUCAAAAUUUGUAUCUUUAUUUAUUACUUAUUUGGUGAUGUGAUUUAACUUAAGAAAUCUCGCGAGAUAGAUGAAAUCCGAGACCAAGAGAUGGUAUAGUAUUAGCUAUUCUGUUUUAUUUAUAUCGUGUUAUGUACGUCAUAGCUUCAGCAAACAAACAUAAACUUCCAAUUAUCGUAAGCUAGUUAAUUGUUGCAUGUUUUAUUUAGUCAACAUAAUUUGCUCAAUGAUGGUCGUUAUUGUUUAAUGGAAAAGUACUGACCAGUUUGUCAUAUUUCAUUCAUUUCAAAAACCGUCCACAAUGCCCUAAAAUUAAAUCCGAGAAAUAGUUUUUACGAAAGGAAUUACCUAUAUGUUCGGUUGCCAGUGUAUCAAUAAAAUGAUCGGAAAUGAAAA
Molecule: messenger RNA, 5241 nt
Organism: Pecten maximus
Lineage: Eukaryota; Metazoa; Mollusca; Bivalvia; Pectinida; Pectinidae
Product: tyrosine-protein kinase receptor TYRO3-like
Exons: 22
Coding region: 284-3277 (997 amino acids)
Biological process (GO): multicellular organism development; protein phosphorylation; cell surface receptor protein tyrosine kinase signaling pathway
Cellular component (GO): signaling receptor complex
Molecular function (GO): ATP binding; transmembrane receptor protein tyrosine kinase activity; protein binding
Source: RefSeq, a predicted model, not a curated record